AUGCCUCAAGACGAAGAAAAAGAAGCAUCAAUAACAGGAUGGAAAGACGCCAACCUUCGACGCGUCUGUGAUGAAAUCCCCAUUACAAUCUUUCUAGUCGCAGUUGCAGAGCUAGCUGAGCGCUUUACGUAUCGAUGCAUCACGGCGCCAAUGCAAAACUAUCUCCAAAACCCACGUGGCGAUGACCUUCGACCAGGCGCACUAGGCAGGGGCCAAUCAGUCGCAACAGGAGUCAAUUACUUCUUCACUGGAUGGUGCUUUCUCGCUCCCAUCAUCGGCGCUAUUGUUGCUGAUACCUAUCUUGGUCGGUUUCGGACGAUUUGUCUAGGGACUUGUAUUGCUUCGUGCGGUGUAUUGAUUCUCUUUACGACAUCGCUACCUCUUAGUUUAGAGCAUGGGGCUGGUAUGCCCGGUCUUAUGGUUGCGUUGGUUUUGAUUGGACUGGGUUCCGGAGGCAUCAAGAGUAACGUCGCACCGUUGAUUGCCGAACAGUAUUCUGGUUGUUCUGCUAGAAUCCAGACGCUCGAUGAUGGCGAGAAGGUCGUUGUGGAUCCAAACGUUACGACGCAGACUAUCUUCAAUCGCUAUUUUUGGGUGAUUAAUAUCGGUUCUCUCUCUGUUAUCCCAGCAUCGUUGCUUGAACUGAACGUGGACUUUUGGGCUGCAUUCCUUCUUCCUCUCUGCUUUUCGGCGCUUGCUGUCGCGGCCUUGGUAGCAGGGAGAUCGAAAUACGUGGUUCAGAAACCGCACGGCUCUAUUAUCGUCAACGCAGCCCGAACUCUCUGGAUCAGCAUCAAGAAUAAUGGUCAUAUGGAUGCUGCCAAACCGUCAAAUGGUGCAAAUGUGCCUUGGGAUGAUAUCUUCGUGGAGGAACUGAAGAGGGCUCUUGUUGCCUGUCGGGUGUUCCCCAUCUUCUGGAUCUGCUACGGCCAGACGAAUAGCAAUCUGGUCAGUCAGGCCGGAACGAUGAAUACAUACGGCGUGCCGAAUGAUAUUAUGGGCUGUUUCAAUCCCAUCAUGAUCUUGAUAUUACUGCCAUUGAUGGAACGCGUGGUGUAUCCAACCCUCCGUCGACUGCGAAUCCAAUUUAAGCCGAUUACCCGAAUAACAGCCGGCUUCAUCGUCAUGGCGUGUGCGAUUGCGUAUGCGGCUGUGCUUCAGGAUGUAAUCUACAAAUCACCACCCUGCUAUGACCAUCCACUCGCAGAAGAGUGCAGUGACGGGGGUCAAAUCUCGAAUAAUGUAAACGUCUUCCUCCAAGUCCCCGUCUACGCCAUGACCGCUCUGGCUGAAGUAUGGGCCUUCGUGGCCGGGAUGGAAUACGCCUACACCAAAGCGCCCAAGUCGAUGCGGAGUAUCGUGUCCUCGCUGUUCCUGCUUAUGUGCGCCCUUGGCUCCACGAUGGGUAUUGCGCUGUCUCCUGUGUCGGAUAAUCCGAAGAUAUUGGUGCAGUAUGCGUGUUUGAGUGGGACUAUGGUGGUGACGGCGUUUGUGGUUUUUGUGUUGUUCGGGAAAUAUAAUCAGAGUGAGGAGAAGAUGAAUAUGCUUGAGGUUGAGAGGGACGAUGAGUAAGUGAUGGAGUGAUGAAACAGACAUUAUAACUUGCCAUCAUCAUUCCAGUCUGCCAGCUGCAGGGUAAACAUGCAGUACUAUCAUUUAUUUCGGGGGGCGUGGCUAUUAAAAUAGGCUGCUUCUAGUCAAUAUGUAGGGUAGAGAGCAGUCUUGAAACAAAUACCCACUGAUCCACGUUGACAGUUGGAAAUGUAUAAUACAGUGUCCAGGCUGAUACUGACUGUGCUUAUCACUCAGAUAUCUACUAUGAUU
This is a messenger RNA of Aspergillus wentii DTO 134E9, 1824 nucleotides long. RefSeq lists its product as uncharacterized. Gene Ontology annotation, molecular function: dipeptide transmembrane transporter activity; tripeptide transmembrane transporter activity. NCBI's taxonomy places the organism in Eukaryota, Fungi, Ascomycota, Eurotiomycetes, Eurotiales, Aspergillaceae. Gene Ontology annotation, biological process: oligopeptide transport; transmembrane transport. The record is from RefSeq and is a predicted model, not a curated record. The coding region runs from base 1 to 1572 and encodes 523 amino acids. The transcript has 13 exons. Gene Ontology annotation, cellular component: plasma membrane; fungal-type vacuole.